Amphimedon queenslandica is the source of this 1557-nucleotide messenger RNA. Its product is annotated as adenylosuccinate lyase-like. The transcript has 12 exons. Gene Ontology annotation, molecular function: N6-(1,2-dicarboxyethyl)AMP AMP-lyase (fumarate-forming) activity; (S)-2-(5-amino-1-(5-phospho-D-ribosyl)imidazole-4-carboxamido) succinate lyase (fumarate-forming) activity. Lineage: Eukaryota; Metazoa; Porifera; Demospongiae; Haplosclerida; Niphatidae. The coding region runs from base 22 to 1476 and encodes 484 amino acids. The record is from RefSeq and is a predicted model, not a curated record. Gene Ontology annotation, cellular component: cytosol. Gene Ontology annotation, biological process: 'de novo' AMP biosynthetic process.
CAACUAGUUAUUAAUACUAAAAUGGCAUCUGGCCCUGAAGACACUUUCACUUUGUGGCGGAGCCCUCUCUCUAGCCGUUACGCUAGUUGGGAGAUGAGGCACAAUUUUUCUGAAAGAAAAAAAUUUGGUACGUGGAGACGACUGUGGUUCUAUUUAGCUAAAGCAGAAAAGGAGUUGGGGCUUGAUAUAACUGAGGAGCAGUUGAAAGAAAUGGAAGAUAAUUUAGAUAAUAUCGACUUCACGAAAGCCGAAGAAGAAGAAAAGAAAAGACGUCACGAUGUUAUGGCUCACGUACACACAUUUGCCACCUGCUGUCCAUUAGCUGGCCCUAUCAUUCAUUUAGGAGCUACGUCUUGCUAUGUUGGGGAUAAUACUGAUUUGAUUGCUAUGAGAGAUGGGUUGGAUAUUUUACUUCCCAAACUAGCCUGCUGUAUUGAUAGAUUGUCAAAAUUUGCUAGAAGUCAUAGAGACCAGCCUACUCUUGGUUUUACACACUUUCAACCAGCACAAUUAACAACAGUUGGAAAGAGAGCGUGUAUGUGGAUUAAUGACUUAUUGGUUGAUUUACGUAAUCUGGAGCACGCUAAGUCAGAGCUUCGGUUUCGUGGGGUCAAAGGAACGACAGGAACUCAAGCAAGUUUCCUAGUAUUAUUUAAUGGUGACCAUUCAAAGGUAAAAGAAUUAGAUAAGAAAGUAACAAAAAUGGCUGGUUUUGACAAAGUAUUCACUAUAACUGGCCAGACAUACUCACGUAAACAGGAUUAUAAUGUCUUGUGUGCAUUAGGAGGACUUGGUGCUUCUAUACACAAAAUAUGUACUGACAUACGUUUACUUGCAAAUCAGAAAGAGCUAGAAGAACCAUUUGAAAAAGAUCAAAUAGGGUCCAGUGCAAUGCCUUAUAAAAGAAACCCAAUGAGAAGUGAAAGGUGCUGUUCCCUCUCACGCUACCUCAUGUCAUUAGUAUCAAACACACAGCAAACAUUCGCUGUCCAGUGGUUAGAGAGAUCCCUUGAUGACAGUGCUAAUAGGCGGCUCAGUCUCUCAGAGGGUUUCUUGACUGCUGAUUCUCUCCUGCUUACAUUGCAGAAUAUUAGCGAAGGCCUUGUUGUAUACCCCAAGGUUAUAGAGAGACACAUAUCGCAAGAGCUUCCUUUUAUGGCAACUGAGACUAUCAUAAUGGAGAUGGUCAAACUAGGAGCAAAUAGACAAGAGUGUCAUGAGAAUAUUAGAGUAUUGUCACACAAAGCAGGGGCUGUUGUGAAGCAAGAUGGAGGAGAGAAUGAUCUCGUUGAAAGAAUAAAGAAAUCAUCUUACUUUGCUCCAAUUCAUGAAAGACUCUCAGAGCUACUGAAUCCAGCAUUAUUCACUGGUAGAGCUGCUGAACAGGUUGAUGAGUUUCUGAGUGAAGAGGUUCAGCCUGCAUUAUUGCAUUACAAAGAACAUUUAGAUGUUCAUACUGCAGAACUAACAAUAUAAGUACUAUAUAUUACAACAGAUUUAUAUUUUGACUGCGUGCAUAACUAUUACUGUGUGUAUAAAAUAUUCCACCAUUCUGCA